This is a messenger RNA of Aricia agestis (brown argus), 845 nucleotides long. RefSeq names its product 28S ribosomal protein S34, mitochondrial (gene mRpS34). Lineage: Eukaryota; Metazoa; Arthropoda; Insecta; Lepidoptera; Lycaenidae. The transcript has 3 exons. The record is from RefSeq and is a predicted model, not a curated record. Gene Ontology annotation, molecular function: structural constituent of ribosome. Gene Ontology annotation, biological process: mitochondrial translation. The coding region runs from base 110 to 703 and encodes 197 amino acids. Gene Ontology annotation, cellular component: mitochondrion; mitochondrial small ribosomal subunit.
GGAAAAUGAAAAUAGCUGUUUAGCUAAAAGCAGAGAAAUAUUAAAAAGCCAUUUCCAGUAAUAUAUUAUUGAUUAUUUGUGUUAACCAUUAAAAAUACAAUAGAAUAAUAUGGCUAAUAAUACUAUUAUCAAGUAUGUGGGAAGGACAACUGAUUUUAGAGGCAAAACCUUAUGGGAAAUAAUUGGGCGCUUAAAAGAUUACGGUGUUGGAAGAAUAGUGGUGCGGUCCGUUUUCGAAAGGUAUCCUGAACCGAGUUUUAUGCGUAUUGUAAAGGUUGAAACAUGCCCAGAUGAAGAAAGGAGGAGAGUACGAGUUUGGGUUGAGAAAACCUUUAGAGGAUAUACUCAUGACAAAUUGACAGAAAUAUAUAGAACAUCAUACAAGCCGGACUACAAAUUAAUACCAAAACAUGAGGAAGAAAAAUUAAUUAAUUCUAUUACCAAUAAACAUCACUUCUCAGAUGUUAUUCUUCCAAACAAGAUUGAAAUGCCACCACUUAUGAAGGAGUUCAUUGUAAAAGAUCAUGAAAGAAAGGGGUUGAAGACGCUGACCGACUUUGAAAUGCCAUUGAGGUACAACUACAGUCCCAACAGAGUAAUGAGAAUAGCUAAGGGUGAUGAGAAACCCACCGUCAAGUUCACCAUGGGCCUCGGAAAACCUGUUAGCCUGUCUUUGUAUGCGGGAGUGCAAUUAUUAGAAUGAGAAACAAAUUGUGAGUAGUUGUAGUUAAACAAAAACAGAAGACUACAAAACAACGUUUGAGUAAGUUAAACUUAAAUAUAGUUUACUGUUUUUAAUUUGUGUUAUUAGUAUAGUUUAAUAUAAUUAAAAGAGUUGAAAUAUG